UUGCGCGAGAGUAAAAGUCCGGAGAUGUGUUCUUAGUGCCAUAAAGUAAUAAUAAUGCAUUUUAAAAUGUUAAUUUUCGCAUUAGUCUUAUCGUUUCUCAGUGUAAAUUGCGCCACUGAUAAAGGCAAAGAAAAUGUCCUUGUCUUCACGGUUGCAUCCGAUCCUGUUGAGGGCUAUUUGCGCUACAUCCGCUCUGCCAGUUUCUACGGAAUUGACGUCCAGACUCUGGGCAUGGGAGAGAAGUGGCGAGGCGGCGACAUGAGCUCCGUUGGCGGUGGCUACAAAGUCAACCUCCUGCGGAAGGCAUUGGAGCCCUACAAGAACGAAAAGGACAAGGUUGUCCUCUUCACGGACAGUUACGAUGUGAUUUUCUCCGCACCGACGAAAGUCAUCGUGGACAAAUUCAAGAAGAUGGACGCAAGAAUUGUCUUUGGCGCCGAACACUCAGUCUGGCCAGAUGUCUCGCUCAGAGAAUCAUACCCGAAAGUGGCUCACGGUGCGAGAUUCCUCAACUCUGGCCUCUUUAUGGGCUACGCAGCGGAUCUAUAUGAGAUGCUGCGCACUCCACUGGACGACAAGGACGAUGAUCAGCUGUACUACACAAAGAUAUAUCUCACGGAGGAAUUCAGGGAGAAGCAUAAGAUGAAAUUGGACCACAAGGCCGAGAUUUUUCAGAAUCUCUACGGCGCUGAAAAGGACGUGGAAUUGCACUUUGACGACGACUCCGGCGAGGCCUUUGUCGUGAAUGUGGACACCGCCACAGUGCCGUCUGUGAUUCAUGGAAAUGGCCUAAGCAAGGCGCGCAUCAACAGUCUGGGUAAUUACUUGGCGGGCGCCUUUAUAAAGGGCGAAUGUCAAGACUGCUCGGAGAACUUGAUGGAGCUCAAGGAGGGAGAUCUGCCUGUGGUCUCAAUGGCGGUGUUCAUUGAGAAGGCGAUGCCCUUCUUCAAGGAGUUUCUUGAGCAUCUAGAAGCAAUAGACUAUCCAAAGAGUAAUAUUAAUUUGUUCCUGCACAGCAAUGUAAAGUACCAUGAGGAUGCGAUUGCCGAGUUUCUCACAAAACACACCAGUGAUUUUAAAAGCAUUAAGAAAGUUCUAGUCGAAGAUAGCAUUAACGAGGGAACAGCAAGAGAUUUGGCAGUGCAACAAGCUAUCUCAAAGGGAAGUGACUACCUAUUCGUCGUGGACUCUGAAGCACACCUAGACAAUCCCAAAGUCCUGAAGACUUUAAUGAUUCAGAAUCGAGACGUGAUCGCCCCACUGCUGCCGAGACCAAACGAUGCUUGGAGUAAUUUUUGGGGAGCUCUCAGCGAUCAAGGCUAUUACGCAAGAUCCCACGACUAUUUAGACAUCGUGAACAACAACAAAAGAGGAAUUUGGAAUGUGCCUUACAUCUCAUCCUGCUACUUGAUGAAGAAGAGCGUGCUGAGCAAAAUCUCCCAUGUGCACGAGGCUUUCGAUCCUGACAUGGCAAUGUGCCACCAUCUGAGAUCCCACAAUAUCUUCAUGCACGUGGACAACAUGGAAGACUUUGGUCAUCUCAUCAACGGCGAUCAGUUCAAUACGCGCCUCACGAGGCCCGAUUUUUACAUGCUUCUCACAAAUCAGCAAGACUGGGAACGCCGAUACAUCCAUCCUGAGUAUGCUAAGCAACUGGAAGCCAAUGCCACUCGCAUUCAACCCUGUCCGGACGUUUACUGGUUCGCAAUCGGCACUGAAGCCUUCUGUGAGGACAUGAUUGCGAUCAUGGAGAACUUUGGCAGGUGGUCCGAUGGAAGCAAUUCGGACAAGAGACUCGAGGGUGGCUAUGAGGCGGUUCCAACGCGUGAUAUUCACAUGAAUCAAGUGGGACUGGAGAAACUGUGGCUCAAAUUCCUCCAACUCUACGUGCGGCCUCUUCAGGAAGCUGUCUUUGUUGGCUACUUCCAUGACCCUCCAAAGUCCCUAAUGAACUUUGUGGUACGCUACCGACCUGACGAACAGCCCUACCUUCGUCCUCAUCACGACUCCUCGACGUACACCAUCAACAUUGCCCUGAAUCGCGUUGGGAUUGAUUACACUGGCGGAGGAUGUCGCUUCCUGCGCUACAACUGCUCCGUGGAAGCCACCAAGAUGGGCUGGAUGUUGAUGCAUCCCGGAAGAUUAACUCACUUCCACGAAGGACUCCACACGACUUCAGGCACGCGCUACAUCAUGGUUUCCUUUGUGGAUCCGUGAAAU
Phlebotomus argentipes is the source of this 2220-nucleotide messenger RNA. It is a transcript of the gene Plod, whose product is annotated as procollagen-lysine,2-oxoglutarate 5-dioxygenase. NCBI's taxonomy places the organism in Eukaryota, Metazoa, Arthropoda, Insecta, Diptera, Psychodidae. The coding region runs from base 55 to 2217 and encodes 720 amino acids. The transcript has 6 exons. Gene Ontology annotation, biological process: peptidyl-lysine hydroxylation. Gene Ontology annotation, cellular component: endoplasmic reticulum. The record is from RefSeq and is a predicted model, not a curated record. Gene Ontology annotation, molecular function: L-ascorbic acid binding; procollagen-lysine 5-dioxygenase activity; iron ion binding.